This is a messenger RNA of Linnemannia hyalina, 987 nucleotides long. The record is from the annotation of a GenBank genome assembly. Lineage: Eukaryota; Fungi; Mortierellomycota; Mortierellomycetes; Mortierellales; Mortierellaceae.
AUGGCUUCAACAGGAGGACUCUCAAGACGCCGCGGAGCUGGCGGAGCCGCCACAGAAGAUGGUGGCAUCGGUUCAACACACUCCUCAUCAGCCCCACUCUCAGCAGGCGGUAGACGCAACACAGACAGCAAAGUGGCAUCUGAUCCCAGGGAUUUGCAGAUGGAGGACGAGAAUAAGACUCAGCCCAAGCUGACUUUAAUGGAAGAAGUCUUGCUUUUAGGACUCAAGGACAAGCAGGGAUAUCUUUCAUUCUGGAACGACAACAUCUCUUAUACCCUUCGAGGCUGCAUUUUGAUGGAGCUCGCCUUCCGUAACCGUAUCGCCAUGGUCAAGGACCCCAACAGACGCAAAUACCCGCUCGCAGACCGCUACAUUGAAGCUAUCAGCGAGAAGCUGACUGGAGAGGUUCUCUUAGAUGAGGCGCUCAAGAUGAUCAGCUCGACAGAGGAGAGAAUGAGCGUUGGACAAUGGAUCGAUCUUAUGAGUGGUGAGACAUGGAACGUGAUGAAGAUUGGAUUCCAAUUGAAGCAGGUGCGCGAGCGACUUGCGAAGGGCUUGGUGGACAAGGGCGUACUCAGGACCGAGAAGCGCAACUUUUUGAUAUUUGACAUGGCAACACACCCCGUCACUGACUCGGCAGUCAAGGAGGAGGUUGUCAAGAGAGCAUGCACAACACUGAUCUCACGGUCGACUGGAUCAUCACCCACGCUGGCAGAGAAGAACUCGCCCAUCCAGUACCAGCAGCUCCGAACCGUCGCUAUGGUCUGUGCAGCUUAUGCUGCCAAUGUUCUCGAGAACGCGCUGAUGUAUUUGAACCACGAGAUGCGGGAGCGGGCAUUCAACAAGGUUGAGGAACUGUUGGGCGACUACAGCGACUAUCCCUUUGGCUCAAACGCGAGCAAGGACGAGAUUGUUGGCCGGGACUUGCAGAUGGAGAUCGUAGCUGCAGUGCUGAACGUAUUUACCAAAAUGGACAGUAUCCUCUGA